AUGUCGACCCUCCUUCUCAAUCCUCUGUAUCAAAUUCUCAGCCUCGUCGGUCGUGGUGCCCGUCCUAUUGCUCCUGUCAUCAUACCUGUGGCGAUAUGCACUAUCGCUAUACCCAUUCUUCUGCUAUUUUCUUUAUCCUCAGGGUUCUAUGUCUGGAGGAGUGUUGCUGUAGGCUGGGAGGCCCCACUGUAUCUCCAAUAUGGAGAUGGCGGUCUACCAUGGGCCGAUGCCUCGUUGCCAUAUCUCAGUGCAUCUCAACCCUACGACGUCUCUCUACAUCUUCUCGUACCCACCACUCAGUCGAAUUACGACCUUGGCAAUUUCAUGACCUCCUUGACACUCAGUACGACUUCAAAUAAGACCCUCACUUCGGUCCGUCGCCCAUCCAUCGUACUGCCUCCGAAGGCUUAUGGGCUGUUGUCACGCACGCCAACCACUGUUGAUCUCGAGGUUGAGCUUCUCACAACAUACGUUACUGGCACCAACCACGUUGUGGCGCGAGUCGAGAUCGGGAGGAAGGAUGGGUGGAGUAGUAUCGGUGAGGGGCACGGCAAAGAGUUGAGCAUAUUAUCGGCUUUGCUCGUCGGGAAAGUGAGAUACAGAGGCAUACUUGGCAUCGUAUCUCGCUUCCCAAUCAUCACAUCACUCAUUGCCACAGCGACAUUCCUCACGAUAUCUGCUAUCAUACUCGCUGCCUGCGUUAUUCCGGCCGUUGCAUGGACAUACCAUUCCGAUGCACCUAGGCCUGAACCUCCAUCCCCAGCGUCGAAAUCGCUCAAGCGGCUUCCGUCGCAGACGUCUUUGUCGGAGAAGCGAGCUCGGAAGAAGACUUCAUUGAAACGAAGUAAGAGCUUGAACCGAGAGGUAUGUGAAUCAUUUUGUUUGACCUCAGUGGUGCGGGUCGCAAUGCUGAAUGUUCGUUGGAUUGGCAGGAUGAACCGUCGGUGUCGUUCAUGCCUGAGGGGUCGGAAGCACCGCUACAGAGGCGACGAUCACGGAUUACGAGCGAGAUAUAUUCUGACUCUGAGUAGAACACAGGAUUGGAUUCUGCGAGACUCUGCUCUCACUUAUUGUACGCGCAUUGUGGCUAAUUUAUGA
Molecule: messenger RNA, 1098 nt
Organism: Stereum hirsutum FP-91666 SS1
Lineage: Eukaryota; Fungi; Basidiomycota; Agaricomycetes; Russulales; Stereaceae
Exons: 4
Coding region: 1-1098 (365 amino acids)
Biological process (GO): lipid droplet organization; lipid storage
Cellular component (GO): endoplasmic reticulum membrane
Source: RefSeq, a predicted model, not a curated record